Messenger RNA from Triticum aestivum (bread wheat), 744 nucleotides. Its product is annotated as basic leucine zipper 25-like. Gene Ontology annotation, biological process: regulation of DNA-templated transcription. Gene Ontology annotation, molecular function: DNA-binding transcription factor activity. The record is from RefSeq and is a predicted model, not a curated record. The coding region runs from base 95 to 598 and encodes 167 amino acids. Lineage: Eukaryota; Viridiplantae; Streptophyta; Magnoliopsida; Poales; Poaceae. The transcript has a single exon.
AGUGAGAGAGAGUGGCCUCCUGCGUACACUACUUGGCAUAACAACCAAUCUCCACAGCAGCAUUGCGAUCUGCGGGUCCGCGGCGGCGCCGGCCAUGCAGCAAGAGCUUGCCGCCCUGGCGUACCAGUCGGCCGGUUUCGUCGGCCUCCCCACGUCCUACCUGCCGCCGCACCCGCACGACGUCGAUGUCGACCUCGUCGACGGGUGGUUGGUCGGCGGCAGCGCCGGGGCUGGCGACAAUGGCCACGGCCCGCCGUCGUGCGGCAGCGGCCUGAGCCACGUCGCCGGCGCCGCCGCGGCAGUGAGCGAGACGAGGAAGGCGAGGCGGCUGGCGUCGAACCGCGAGUCGGCGCGGCGGUCGCGGAUGCGGCGCCGGAGGCAGCUGGACGAGCUGUCGGCGUGCGCCGCGGAGCUGCGCGCGGCCAACCAGCGGCUCGUCGUGGAGCUCAACCGCGCCGAGGCCAGGCACGCGCAGGUGGCCCGGGAGAACGCGCGGCUCCGGGAGGAGCUGCGCCGCCUGCGGGAGAGGCUCGCCGCCGAGGAGGAGACCACCGAUCGAGACGCCGGCGACGAGGCCGCUGCCGCAAGAACGCCGUAGGAUCCGUACGUACGUACGCAUGUGCUCGCGAUCGUAGUCUAUAUACACUAGGACGAUGAUAUAUGCCAUCACCAUGAGGAGAUUAACUAUCGGACGUGUGAAUAUUAUGUAGCUCGAUUGUGUUUUCAUUGAUCGGGCUCUUGGGA